Messenger RNA from Pelmatolapia mariae (spotted tilapia), 2432 nucleotides. Its product is annotated as tyrosine-protein kinase Mer-like. Gene Ontology annotation, molecular function: protein binding. The record is from RefSeq and is a predicted model, not a curated record. The coding region runs from base 138 to 1343 and encodes 401 amino acids. NCBI's taxonomy places the organism in Eukaryota, Metazoa, Chordata, Actinopteri, Cichliformes, Cichlidae. The transcript is spliced from 7 exons.
UGAAGCCACUCUGCUGGGUGAUGUUGGAUAUUGUCGCAGCUGAAUUGUGCGUUUUGGCACAAUCCCGUCAUAUUUAAAACGCUUGCGGACUUGUGCUGUGGGACGAAAAUAAGCAGUUUAAGUUCUCGGGACCGGUCAUGGCAAAGAAAUCAGAAAAACCCGAUUGGGUGGUUUUGUUUUCUACGACUAUAGCAAUACUUGUGUGGAUUCCCGUCAGCGCACAACCUUCCAGGACCUCGGAGCCUCUUGUGAUACCUCGAGUUGUUUCUCGGAUGUAUCUGAGUCCAGAUGAGCUCAGGAAACUCCGCUUUAAGCCCACCGUUGGCACCAUUCAGCUGUCAGAGGGCCAUGAAGCCAAACUGAACUGUUCCAUUGACAUUCCUGAUACCAGACUGGAGCCCGCCAUCCUGUGGGUGAAGGAUAGUAACGAGCUGUUGCCAAACAUCCAUGUGGUGAUGAAUGAGCUCCACUCCAUCACAGAUGGCGUAUCAACUCUCCUCUCCACUGUCAUCAUUAAACAUGUGCAGAGAGUGGAUGCUGGAGAGUAUCGAUGCCGACUGAGUAUCAGCAACAUGUUGGUAGAGUCUGAUCCGAUCAGCAUUCAGGUAGAAGCACAACCUUCCAGGACCUCGGAGCUUCUUGUGAUACCUCGAGUUGUUUCUCGGAUGUAUCUGAGUCCAGAUGAGCUCAGGAAACUCCGCUUUAAGCCCACCGUUGGCACCAUUCAGCUGUCAGAGGGCCAUGAAGCCAAACUGAACUGUUCCAUUGACAUUCCUGAUACCAGACUGGAGCCCGCCAUCCUGUGGGUGAAGGAUAGUAACGAGCUGUUGCCAAACAUCCAUGUGGUGAUGAAUGAGCUCCACUCCAUCACAGAUGGGGUAUCAACUCUCCUCUCCACUGUCAUCAUUAAACAUGUGCAGAGAGUGGAUGCUGGAGAGUAUCGAUGCCGACUGAGUAUCAGUAACAUGUUGGUAGAGUCUGAUCCGAUCAGCAUUCAGGUAGAAGUUCGUCCCAGACCUCCUACUCAUGUUACUGUGACAGAGAGGCAGUCCAAUAAGCUGACGUUGAGCUGGACUCCUGGGCAUGAUGGCUUCUCUCCACUCACCACGUGCCAAAUCACAGUUAGAGAGGUCAGUCGGAGAGAAGGGGAAGUGACGACCACCAGAUUCAUCAACGUCACAGUGCCGCCUUUUCACAGCGAAGUCCCUGGACUGCAGGCUAUGACGAAGUACAACCUGAGUGUUUCCUGCAGUAAUGAACAGGGCGCCUCUCCAAACAGCAAGUGGGUCGAGAGCAACACCACAGGAGGUGUGUUGACGCUACAGGAACGAUUUAAAGGUUGAAUUAUAAUGCACACCAAGAAAACUUUAACAAUGCAAAGUAUUCCUAAAUGAAAUUAAACUCAUCCCAGCAUUUAAAACCCAGCAUAUAAAAAUGCUCGGUCUGUGUUUGUCUUACAAACGAUGAUGAUAUUUACAAUACAGGACCUGUGUGUUGUGCUCCUGCCUCCUUCCCAUCAUUCUUGUUUAGCUUUCAGGAGCACUGUGUAAUUAACUGACUACUUUACUAUCCAAAAUGUGCUUAAUGUAAGCCUGCUCACAGUUCCAAUGCAAUAAUAACUGGAAUUUUCAGCACUUGCACAACUACCUGACCUGCCCACAGCGAGCCCUGUUCAGAAAAUAAUUGGACAGUUGACUGACAAGGUGAUGCCUACUCCCUUGAUAUUUCGUGGCACAGGUUGAAUGCAUGGUUGAAUCUCAAUUCUAUAGCUUUUCACUGUUUAAAAAUGAGGCCCAAAUUACUGUAUGUGCAAAUGAAGGAGACAUGAUUUAAAUCAUGUUACAUUAUCAGUCAAACAUGGUGAAGGCAAUGUUAUGGCUGUAUAGCAAUGCAUGGCUGUCAGUGAGUCUGGAUCAGUGGUCUUUAUUGAUGAUCUAUCUGCUGAUAUAAGUAGCAGAAUGAACUGUUAAGUGUUCUUGGCUAUACUUUGCUCAUAUUCAACCAAAUGCUGCACAGCCAAUCAGACAGUGCUUCACAGUACAGAUGGAUAAUGACCCAAAGCACACUGCACAAGCAGAGAGAGUUUCUCAAGGGAAAAAAAUGGGAUAUUCUUCAAUGGCCAAAUCAGCUUCUCAGUUACUGAAGACAAAACUGAGAGACCCACAAACAAGGAGCAACUGAAGGCAGCUGCAGUAAAGGCCUGGCAGAGUAUGUCAAGGGAGGCAGUCAUUAAUUUUAAAGGAUUAAAGUAUUAAAACAUCCCUUGUAUUUAAGUUUAUGUUACUUUGUACAAUUACUUUUGAGCCUCUGAUUUUUGUUUUUGAAAAAAAAUUAAACUGGAAGUCUGUGCUUGAAUCUCAUCUUGAUUUUUUGAUUUAAAAUCCACUGUAGUGGUGCACAGGGACGAAACUACAUCUGUGUGUGUGUCCAGC